AAGACUGGAAAACUUCAAGACUAUCGAGCGAACCAGAUUUUGUUACUCCCAUACAAAAUGUAACUAUGGCAGCUAGCAGAGAAGCAGUUUUGACUUGCACUGUCAACAAUUUGGGAAAAUAUAAGGUCGCUUGGGUUAGGGCGGAAGAUCAGACUAUCCUCAGUCUGCACACGAAAGUGGUAACUCACAACAACCGUGUCAGCGUAACCCACGACGAUCCCGAAACCUGGAAACUGCGCAUAAGGCCCGUCAAAGAAUCCGACAGAGGUUGCUACCUCUGCCAAAUAAAUACUCCUGUUUUGAAAUCGCAGAAGGGAUGCUUGGAUGUUUUCG
This is a messenger RNA of Leptinotarsa decemlineata (Colorado potato beetle), 333 nucleotides long. Its product is annotated as lachesin. The record is from RefSeq and is a predicted model, not a curated record. Gene Ontology annotation, cellular component: neuron projection. NCBI's taxonomy places the organism in Eukaryota, Metazoa, Arthropoda, Insecta, Coleoptera, Chrysomelidae.